Molecule: messenger RNA, 1152 nt
Organism: Phalaenopsis equestris
Lineage: Eukaryota; Viridiplantae; Streptophyta; Magnoliopsida; Asparagales; Orchidaceae
Product: GATA transcription factor 18-like
Biological process (GO): regulation of DNA-templated transcription
Molecular function (GO): sequence-specific DNA binding; protein binding; zinc ion binding
Source: RefSeq, a predicted model, not a curated record
AAGCAGCUGAUGCGGCGAUGCAGCUUGUGGGCUCGAACCCUAAUCAGCUCACGCUGUUGUUUCAGGGGGAGGUCUAUGUUUUUGACUCGGUGACGCCGGAAAAGGUGCAAGCUGUAUUGUUACUAUUGGGAGGGUGUGAAGUGCCUACUAGCAUAUCUAGUUCAGCAUUUGCCUGCAACCAGGAUGAUAGGGGAAUGGAUGAUAUAUUAAGGAGAACUAAUAUACCAGCAAAACGGUUAGCUUCUCUUAUUAGGUUCCGUGAAAAGCGUAAGGAACGAUGUUUUGACAAGAAAAUUCGAUAUGAUGUUAGAAAAGAGGUUGCUCUCAGGAUGAAACGGCGAAAAGGUCAAUUUGCGGGGAAGGCCAAUCCCGAGGAUGAGUCAUCACCGUCUUUAAGCUGUGAUCCUCCUUCAAGCCAAGAUGAUACUCCUCGUGAAACAAACUGUCAGAAUUGUGGCAUUAGUGCAAAGUUAACACCGGCAAUGCGUCGAGGUCCGGGCGGUCCAAGGUCGCUUUGCAACGCAUGCGGGCUGAUGUGGGCAAACAAGGGAACUCUGAGAAGUGUCUCCCGGCUGCCCAAAAUGUCCACCUUAUCUCUCCCCGGUUCGAAUGGAAUGGUUCCAACAAGUUUAGAAGUUCGGACCGACAUCAAGCCGCCUAUUGAUUCAAACAACCAUGGCUCCACCGCCGUCCCGUCCGAAAUAUUGGCGCAAGAAGCUCAAGUGGAGGUGCAGACUGGAGAGCAAUGAGACUACUGUGAAGAACCUGCAGCCAUGCAUUAUGCGAGCUUAAUUAUGCGGUUUUUUAUUUUAAUUUUUUUACAGUAAGAUGACACGUGUUCGCGUUACUGGCGCUUAAUGUCAAAAUUACUUUUAUUUAUGUAGGUUUUAUGUUUGGAGCAAUUACAUAAAUACCAUCCGAAACUUACUAUUUACGAAUCAACCGCUCUCUUUCAUCUAUUUUUCAAAUUCUUACUAGAAUAUGUCAAAAUUUAUGGUAAAAUUCUAACCCAUAUAUUUUAUUUUAUUUUAUUUUUGUCAAAUUCGCAGUAGCGACCGCGUCAUGUGUAAAUAAAAUACAUCGCUUCGUCAAAAAAAAAUCAAUGAGUGGUUACGUCGUAAAUAUUAAUGUUUCGGGUGGUCAGUAUGUAAU